Molecule: messenger RNA, 3304 nt
Organism: Pogonomyrmex barbatus (red harvester ant)
Lineage: Eukaryota; Metazoa; Arthropoda; Insecta; Hymenoptera; Formicidae
Product: terminal nucleotidyltransferase 4B
Biological process (GO): polyadenylation-dependent ncRNA catabolic process; RNA 3'-end processing
Cellular component (GO): TRAMP complex; nucleolus
Molecular function (GO): mRNA binding; poly(A) RNA polymerase activity
Source: RefSeq, a predicted model, not a curated record
AGCAUAGACCCAUCACGCAUACGCAUACACAUACGCAUACACAUACGUGCACACCCGCACGUACGAACGGAGGAGACCGACGGAUCUCCCGUCCUACGGCGCCAAUUUAAUGGAUCCGACCAUCGGUUGGUACCAACCGGAGCAGUACGGCCCCGCCAAGGACCUUUGGUUAAACAUCUGGGAGGCUGAGAAGGGUCUCGACGUUCUGACUCUGCGUAACGACGCGAACACGAGCAACGCGAUGGGCGUGCGGCUGCAGCAGGACUUUCUCGCGCUGGACACGAGCCCGGCGGCAGCGGCAGCAGCGGCGACGGCGGCGGCGGCAACGGCAACCGCGGCUGGCACCACGCCGUUGUCCAACACCACCGCCACCACCGUCGGCAGCAACGCCGGCACCGGUGGUUUCAUCGUUGGUGGUAAUAACGGCAACGGGAACGGCAGCGGCGGCAACAAUAGCAACGGUAGCAACGGCCGUGCCGCAUCCACCGUCCACGGCAAUGCCGCCGGUAACAGCAACGGCGAACACCGCGUGCCCCACAACGCCUGCAACUAUUAUUACAACCCGUCGCGCAGGAAAGGCGAGAAUCGUGCGAGCACCUACGGCAUGAAUUAUAAUUACGACGCCCUCGUAGGCGAAUACGGUGGUUGUCCUUGGCGUGUGCCGAACAAACACUACUCCAAGGGGGUAGUCGGAUUACAUGAAGAAAUAGAAGAUUUUUUUGCAUACAUGUGUCCCUCACAUGAAGAGCAUGUUUUACGAUUGAGAGUUGUAAAGAGAAUAGAGAAUGUAAUUUAUGAUCUCUGGCCAGACUCUAAAGUCGAAGUGUUUGGCAGUUUUCGCACUGGUUUAUAUUUGCCUACAAGUGAUAUAGAUUUGGUAGUAAUAGGGAUGUGGACAAAUCUUCCAUUGCGUACUUUGGAACGUGCUUUACUAGAUCAAAAUAUUGCUGAGCCAUCUUCUAUUAAAGUGUUGGACAAGGCUAGUGUGCCGAUCGUCAAAUUAACCGAUAAAGAAAGUGAAAUUAAGGUGGACAUCAGUUUCAAUAUGAAUAAUGGCGUCAAGUCCGCUGAGUUGAUAAACUCCUUCAAGAGGCAAUAUCCAGUUCUAGAGAAAUUAGUCAUGGUAUUAAAACAGUUUCUACUACAGAGAGAUCUUAAUGAAGUGUUCACUGGCGGUAUAUCCUCAUACAGUUUAAUUCUCAUGACCAUCAGUUUUUUACAAUUACAUGCAAGGCAGAACGUUCAUUGUCCAAACGCUAAUCUGGGAGUGUUGUUGAUCGAAUUUCUAGAGCUUUAUGGUAGAAAGUUUAAUUAUGUUAAGACUGGCAUUCGUGUGAAGGAUGGUGGUACUUACAUAUCUAAAGAAGAGGUUCAACGAGAUAUGAUAGAUGGUCAUCGACCAUCUCUGUUAUGCAUAGAAGAUCCACUCACACCAGGAAAUGAUAUCGGCCGCAGUAGUUACGGUGCUUUGUAUGUAAAGGAUGCAUUUGAUUGGGCCUAUUUUAUUCUUUCUCAAGCGGUCAGCCCCUUAAAUAUCUUAGUCAAUGACGCCAGCAAAGUAAGCAUAUUGGGAAGAAUAAUUCGCGUGACCGACGAAGUAAUAGAAUAUCGUAGGUGGAUCAAAGAAACAUUCCUCUUACCUGUAAGCGAAGGAGACUCUUUGUCAAGCUCAACUGGUUCUGAUGCAUCCACUCUUUCAGCUCCCGCCAGUGAUACCGAUUCCGAGUGCAGUCGUGGCAAUUCUCCAAACACUGGUGGAAAGAGCGAAAGUGACAAAAACAAAGAUAGGCACUUUUAUAAUAGUCAUCAAAUUCAUCAUUAUUCUGGAAAAAAAGCAUUCAAAGCAGCCACUCAUGCCAAUCACCAACAGAGUUUCAAAGGCAGUUAUCAUCGCAUCAACAACAAUAUAGUUGGUCAAAACAAGACCAAGCACGCACUCCACAAUAAUGGAAACAACAAUAAUAAUAAUAAUAAUAAUACUAGUCACAGUCCAAGCUCUAGGCCAAACUCAAUGAAGAGGAAGAAGCAAUGUACGAUGCAACGCGGGACUGGAGAUUGUGUACGGUGAUGAAACGUGCACGAUAAUUUUGGACAUUACUUCCGUCACUUAAGUAGCGAGCUCAAUAUCAUAACUGUGUGAUAGAAAGACAGCGAUUAAUGUCACAUAACUGAAUCAUCCUACACAACUCCUUCGCUUUCAGUUUCAAUUUAAUGUACAGAAGGGCACAACGCGUUUACGGUUCUCAGAGAACUAACAAUUUAGAAAUUUUAUGAUUCUUGUGCAAAACAAGAAUGCCCAAAAACAGUUAUAUAUUAUAUACUCAUGUAUACAUAUUUCUUUUUUUUUCUUAUUUUUGCCAGAAUCACAUUUGCUCUGUACGCAAAAGUUUAUAUAUUAUAGACGUACAGAAUUUCUAAUCGCGAAUCAAGAUAAGAUCCAUUUAUAUGUCAUUUUCAUUGCACAGGCUAUAAACGAUAUAUCCAGUGUGAUAUUUUAUUAUCAUUUAUAAAAAAAAUCAGAAAGUUUAUCAUUGCCAUCGUCAAAUAGUAAUUGUGUUCACAGCCAUGAUAAGUAACAUAUUGUAAUACAUUUGUAGUAUGAAUAGUAUACACAAACAAUAAGUUAUACAUUUCUCUCAACAUACGAAACUACAAAACAUGCUGAUAGUGACAACAAAUAUAUACUUAGUUUUCUAUACGAAACUAUAUUCUUAUAACAAAAGGGUGACAGCAAAUUUGGUGAUAUUGGGACUUAUCUAAUGUACAUAUUGUAAUAUACAUCAUCAAACAUAGAACAGUAAGUCUAAGAGUUACCUACUACAUCUUUUUUUAACUUAUAAAUAUCUAAAAUAAAGUGUUUAUUAUAGUGAUUUUACCAUAAAAAUUCGUGGAUGAAGUCAUAUCUAUUUCAAAGUAUAUUACUGUUUUUCUAUUUUUUUUUUCUCUUAAACACAAAUAUAUCGUUGCUAGAUGAUUUUGGUAUGUUUCUCAGAUUUUAAAAUUGCAAAUUUAUGUACUAAUAGUACGAUGGUAAAAAAAAAUAAUAAAAUUUUGAAUAUUUUUAAAAAAUAGCUUAUAUUAUCGAGACAGAGUGAUGACAACGCUUCGAAUCUUCGCAGUCUAUUUCGUAGCAACAAUUUUUCUUUUGCAAGUUAGCUUUAUAUCUUCUUUUGUACAGAGACGCCAGUUUCUUAAUGUUAGUUCGUAAUUCUUAAUAUUCCCUGAACAAUGAUGUAUUAUUUUUAUAUCAGAUAAUUAAAACGUUUGUAUUAUACAAAGGGAAAAAGAACGAAGAAUCUGAUAU